GGGGGCGCGCAGCAGCGUGAGCGUGAUGAUUUUUGGAGUGACGACACCACAAAACCAUAGCACAAUAUUACCGAAGCAGAUAGAAAUCGGGUUGAAGCGUCAUCCAACUGAGAAGCUCAGAGUCCACUAAAAGCGCUAGUGUUCGCCCAGACUGUGGUGUUCAAAUCCGGCUUUUAAAUGCUUCCGUUCGGCUGCAGGGUGUGCGGUGUCUUCGUCGUCGUCUCGCUGCUUCUGGCGGGGCUGGUGGCUGCGUCUUCUGAUCUAUUUGACAAUCAACUAGGCGACAUCAAUUACUGCAAAAAGCAAUGCCAGAUCACCGUCAAAAACAAAAGCCCAGCUAAAGACUCCAUUCUGAAUGCCUGUCACCGUGGUUGUCGUCUUUACUCCAUCUGUCAGUUUGUAAAUGGAAAUGCCGGCUUCAACACCAGCAGAGAGGAGUGUCAAGGAGCCUGCCAGGAAGCAUACAGCAAGCUGCUGGAGCAGGAGGCAUGCAGCACCGGCUGUGCCAGCCAGCCCUCUGAACCUGAGAUCAAGAGGAGGAAGUUGAAGGCCAUGGCCCACCGUCCCAUGCCCCCUUCCGUCAUGGACACCGUGUCCAGCUGGUGUAACGACAUCGUCAGCUCUGCUCAGAGCUUCAUCUCCUCUACUUGGACCUUCUACCUGCAGGCCGACGACGGCAAGGUGCUCGUCUUCCAGAGCCAGCCGGAGAUCGAGUACAGUCUGCCGGAGCUGCAGGCUCCCCGCUCCAAUGUGGCAGACAAGCCCUGGCCACAGAUUCACUCCCACACACAGAGACCCCAUGGUGUGAAAGGACAUGGGGAGAAGGUAGCAGCCAAGGUGGGAGGCAAGGGCAAGCACCCAGCAGUCCAGCAACAUACGGAAGACCCAACCGCUGAACAUGACUUCCUGGGAUGCAUGUCAAGGCGCUCUGGGCUGCCUCGUUGGAUCUUAGCUGCCUGUCUCUUCCUGUCCAUCAUGGUGAUGUUGUGGCUGAGCUGUGCCAGCCUUGUCACUGCACCAGAACAGCACAUCAAAACACAACUGAGCAUCAACGGAGACAAGGAGUUUCUUGAUGACGUCCAGAAGGUCAAGCCCUACCAUCUGACCCCUGUGAUUGCUGUAGCCAUCGACCAACCAGAGGAGAGCGAGGAGGCAGGACCACUUCCAGUCAAGGUUGACAUCAACAAGACAUCUCUCUAGGGGACCAAUGGGAUAGGAUCAGUGCUUUCUGGGGUAACCAUUUCGUAAAACCUCCCUCAGUAAAAGAUGGAGAACAGAAACACACCAACACUCACACCAGAUUUUCUAUACAUGCAUGGCACCAUCCCUUCACAACAGGUUUGUCCCGUCUUUCUCUAGCGAGUCUGCCCAUCAGAUGUUAGCCUGUUGUGCUUGUCUCUGUGUAGAAUACUGAUUUCGUAGAUUCAUGCUGUCCAUUGUUAAACCUCACUAAGAGCUUCGAGAUCAAAUUGUCACCACCUUCUUGUACCUAUCAUUUUAUACUUGACACUGCAAUUGCUUAAGACUUAUUUAAUAGACAGUUUAACUAUUAAAUGUAACUACUUAGAUCUGCCUGUGAGAGAGUUAAGGAGAACAGGUGAAUGAGCGCUGAAAGCUUUCCAAGCUUUUGAUGUACAAGGGGAUAGAGAAAGGACACACAGGGAUUCAAAUUGAAGGGGAAUAACUGUUUUCCUCAUGCUCUUACAUACUUUUGGAAUUAAUUGGUGACUUGCAGAGAAAUAAAAACAAUUGAGAUGUUCAAAA
Molecule: messenger RNA, 1764 nt
Organism: Salvelinus fontinalis (brook trout)
Lineage: Eukaryota; Metazoa; Chordata; Actinopteri; Salmoniformes; Salmonidae
Product: transmembrane protein 59-like
Exons: 8
Coding region: 178-1200 (340 amino acids)
Source: RefSeq, a predicted model, not a curated record